Molecule: messenger RNA, 567 nt
Organism: Ceutorhynchus assimilis (cabbage seed weevil)
Lineage: Eukaryota; Metazoa; Arthropoda; Insecta; Coleoptera; Curculionidae
Source: the annotation of a GenBank genome assembly
AAACAUUUUACCAUGCACUGCCUCAAGUGCAAAGUCGAUGAAGUGAACACUGAGGUAAUCACUAGCUGUGACAGUUGCAGGAGACUCAUCCACGAGCUGGUUUGUUCGAGUUUAAACUCAUUGGAAAUCCGGGUCAUUGAGCUGAAGGGCAAACGUACUUUAAAAUUGCUUUGCGAAGAUUGCCAAUUAGGAUUCCUUCAGGUUCCAUCGAUCUUAUCAGCAAUAGAUCAACUCAAGUCUGAGAUGAGGUUGCUAAGAGACGAAUUAAAUCAAAAGUCCAUCCCUCCCACCAGUAAUAACACUGGACCUUUGAAUAGUGACCUUCUUCUUGCCGAACUUCAAGAUCGCCAGAGCCAAGUAAACAAUAUUAUGGUCUACAACCUGCCAGACCAAAAUCAAGACCACAAUGAUGCUAUCAGCCUCCUUGAAUCACUAGACAUACCUGAACCUGAGGUAAAGAAUGUAGUGAGAAUUGGACUACCUAACAAAAAUGGUCGUAAGUGUCUCAAAGUAACUCUUCAUAAGCAGGAGGUUGCUGUUCGCUAUAGAUCCAAAACUCAAGGGUAA